Molecule: messenger RNA, 1740 nt
Organism: Phalacrocorax carbo (great cormorant)
Lineage: Eukaryota; Metazoa; Chordata; Aves; Suliformes; Phalacrocoracidae
Source: RefSeq, a predicted model, not a curated record
AUGGACAGUGGGAUUGAGUGCACCCUUAGCAAGUGUGCAGACAACACCGAGCUGUGUGGUGUGGUCAGCACACUGGAGGGAAGGGAUGCCAUCCAGAGGGACCUGGGCAGGCUUGAGAGGUGGGGCUGUGCAAACCUCAUGAAACUCAACAAGGCCAAGUACAAAGUCCUGCAUGUGGGUUGGAGCAAUCCUAAGCACAGAUACCAGCUGGGCAGAGAACGGAUUGAGAGCAGCCCUGAGGAGCAGGACUUGGGGGUGUUGGUUGUUGAGAAGCUCAGCAUGACUCAGCAAGGUGGACUUACAGCCCAGAAAGCCAGCAAUAUCCUGGGCUGCAUCAAAAGAAGCAUGACCAGCAGGUUGAAGGAGGUGAUUCUGCUGCUCUGCUCUUCUGCUGCCCCACCUAUCCAGCAUCCAGCUCUGGGCGCCCAACAUAAAAAGGACGUGGCCCUGUUGGAUCUCCCGAAGGGCUUCAACUCGGUGUGCACCUCCCUGGGCAAAUCGCCCAGCCCUGAGCUGGCAUCAUCUCGCGGCUCGGCCAUGAAGGAGCAGCAGCUUAUGAGGGUGGUCCUGGUGCAUCCAAGGGACAUCUUGCGAGCUAAGAGAUCCCGAGAAAAAAAAAAUCUGUUUGCUAUGGUUUUUGAUCACAGAGUGACCCAGGAGGAAGUAUAUGUGUCCAUGACCAAAAGCCUGAUAGGAGAAGUAAUUUUUGGCUACAAUGCAACCAUUUUUACAUACGGUCCAACAGAAGCAGAAAACACCUACACGAUGCUAGGGAUGGACUGUGACCUGGGGAUUUACAUCCGCGCUCUUGAUGACCUCUUUAAGGCCCUUGAAGCUACCCCCGAGGAGAUGGAUUACUGAGUCUCCAUGUCCUACCUGGAGGUGAAGUGUCUGUUGAUCCGUGACCUCCUGAACCCAUCCUCGGAGUUCUUAGACCUCAGAGAGGACCCCAGAGGCAGCAUCCAGAUAGCAGGAAUUAUGGAAGUCUCCACUACCAACGCUCAGGACAUCGUGCAGCUGUUAAUGAAAGGAAACAAGCAACACACCCAGGAAACGACUGCUGCCAACAGGACGCCCUCCCCCUCACAGCCAGUGCUGCAGGUGACAGUGACGCAGAAAAGCCGGAGGAAGGCGGUCAGUGAAGAAGUGCAAACUGGGACGCUUUUCAUGGUUGACUUGGUGGGGUCAGAGAGAAGCAGCCCAGGUAUGAACCGGUGCAAGAGGAUGAAGGAAGGAGCCCACAUCAACCGCUCGCUGCUGGCUUUGGGCGACUGCAUCAACACUUUGAGUGAAAAGGCGUCGAGCCGGGCCCAGUUUGCCAAUUUUCGAGACAGCAGCACACACCUGCUGAAGGACUCGUUAGGGGGCAACAGCAGGACUGUUAUGAUUGCACAUAUCAACCCAGCCAGUAACUCCUUUGAAGAAUCUGAAACGACCUUGAUCUACACCUAUUGAGCAAAAAACAUUGAGAAAAAGGUAAAAUGUAACCUGUGGAACGUCUCCUACCACAUCACCCAAUACACCAGCACCAUUGCGGACCUCCACAGGGAGAUCGAGUGUCUGAAGGCAAGGGUCGAAAACCAGGAGAAGAAGAAAAGUGCAGUCAGCUCCAACCUCAGGGAUCUGCAAGGCAGAGCCAAGAGCAAGAACUGUUCUGCAGCACCUGGAGGGAAGAGAGCGGGGAGAGGAGCUGUGUGGACAGGCUGGGGUAGCGCUUGGUGGGCCUCCAGGCAGAUGUAG